GGAUCUCUUGCUGUCUGUGGCGCUUGGCCAGGUACUCUCCCUCCUUAUCUGUGGCAUUGGUCUCACAAGCAAGUAUUUGUCAGAAGAUUUCCAUGCCAACACACCUGUUUUUCAGAGCUUCCUCAAUUAUAUCCUUCUAUUCUUGGUCUACACAACAACACUAGCUGUCAGACAAGGAGAAGAAAACUUGCUGGCAAUUUUGAAAAGGAGAUGGUGGAAGUACAUGAUCCUGGGAAUAAUAGAUAUAGAAGCCAAUUACCUGGUAGUCAAAGCUUAUCAAUACACCACUCUUACUAGUGUACAGCUCCUAGACUGUUUUGUCAUCCCAGUGGUGAUACUGCUCUCCUGGUUCUUCUUACUGGUACGAUACAAGGCAGUACAUUUCAUUGGCAUCGUGGUCUGCAUUCUGGGCAUGGGAUGCAUGGCAGGAGCUGAUGUCCUCGUUGGGAGACAGCAAGGAGCAGGUGAAAAUAAACUGAUAGGGGAUCUCUUAGUACUGGGCGGAGCAACGUUAUACGGCAUCUCAAAUGUUUGUGAGGAGUAUAUCGUCCGAAAUCUGAGUCGAGUGGAAUUCCUGGGCAUGAUCGGACUCUUUGGCUCCUUCUUCAGCGGAAUUCAACUUGCAAUCAUGGAACACAAAGAGCUGUUGAAAGUUCCCUGGGAUUGGCAAAUAGGCUUGUUGUAUGUUGGGUUUAGCGCCUGUAUGUUUGGCCUCUACAGCUUUAUGCCGGUGGUCAUAAAAUUCCUCUUCCACUACAAGUUUUCAGGACUUUACUUGUUGUCAUUCUUCACUAUCCUUGUUGGGCUGGUGCUCUACUCCUCCACGUCCACCUACAUAGCCCAGGAUCCUCGGGUGUACAAGCAGUUUCGAAACCCUUCAGGACCUGUUGUAGACCUGCCAGCCACCAGCCAGCUGGAGCCUUCAGUAACAUACACCAGCCUGGGGCAGGAGACAGAAGAGGAGCCUCACGUUAGAGUUGCUUAAACCCAGGGCUGUUGAUCACCUACUGAUGAUUCAGUGGAGCUCGUAUAUCCAUUAUCUCUGUAUUGUACAUAGAGAAAGGUAUUUACCAGGUGCAGUUACACCAGUGAGCUGCAAGGUAGCAAAUAAGGAAAGCUCAUAAAAAUACAAAUUAUUUGUUCCAGGGUGUUCAUUGCAAGGAGAUGCCAGUCCCUCAUUUACAAUAUGAGCAGCAUGUUUGCAAUACAAACUGCUGUAUAUCAAUCAGUUAAUGUCAAACUACCUGUGAAAGAUAUUCAAUAUAUAAGCUGAAAUUACAAAAAGAUAUUCAUAGAAGGGUGUUUUUGCACCCACUGAGCGAUAUUAUGCCUAAGCCACACCAGUUGUGGAAAAGCCGCCUUUUUACAGCAAAUACACUUGUGCAGUCACUGUUAAUUUCUCUCUUAAGAUUUGUUUGUUUGCACAAAAUAGAUGGUAGUGAUACCCUGACACAUUUUUGCUCGCACCUUGGAUUUGGCGAGGGAAAGACAAUGAAUUUAUCUGUGCCAUCUGUCUAGUUGCCCUUUCUAGGUAAUCUGUUCCAUGAAUCCAGAGGAGGGACAACUUACAAUAUCCGUCUCUAUUCUAGGAAUAGGUAUAAAGCGAGCAUUUUAGCCUUUCUAUAUUUGCAGAAGUGAAGUACUCAAGCAUUGACCUCUCUAUGAUCCAUGGCAGAUUUCCUAGCGGCUGAGGUUCUGCAUCAGGUGACAGGGAGUUAGUUUCUCUGUAGUCGUGACUUAAUGCAGAUUUCUUACUUUUUAAAUUUUAAUCUGUAAAAACCACAUUUUCUAGUUUCCUAUGUAUUGUACCUCUCCAUGGUAAGAUGACAUAGCAUGUGGAUCAGGGCACUUAUUUUAGAUACUCAGUGCAUCCAGGGCACCUUCUGCUGUUCUAGUUUGCUUAGUCUCCUGUGGUUCACUAUUCUAACAAUAGUGAUUUAGAAAUGUGUCAGUUUUUCACCAAAACCCACAAAUUGUAAAAAUCAGGCAGAU
Balearica regulorum gibbericeps (East African grey crowned-crane) is the source of this 1992-nucleotide messenger RNA. Lineage: Eukaryota; Metazoa; Chordata; Aves; Gruiformes; Gruidae. The record is from RefSeq and is a predicted model, not a curated record.